Molecule: messenger RNA, 6398 nt
Organism: Schistocerca americana (American grasshopper)
Lineage: Eukaryota; Metazoa; Arthropoda; Insecta; Orthoptera; Acrididae
Gene: twin
Product: CCR4-NOT transcription complex subunit 6-like
Exons: 8
Coding region: 80-1159 (359 amino acids)
Biological process (GO): nuclear-transcribed mRNA poly(A) tail shortening
Cellular component (GO): CCR4-NOT complex; cytoplasm; nucleus
Molecular function (GO): poly(A)-specific ribonuclease activity
Source: RefSeq, a predicted model, not a curated record
AGCGACGCAGCCACCGCAGAGGCCGUGGAUCCCGCUUACGAGGCCAAACCGCAACAGGCCGACAUGCAUCUUCACCGUGAUGUGCUACAACGUGCUGUGCGACAAGUACGCGACGCGCCAGAUGUACGGCUACUGCCCCAGCUGGGCGCUCGAGUGGGAGUACCGCAAGAAGGGCAUCCUGGACGAGAUCCGCCACUACUCUGCCGACAUCAUCAGCCUGCAGGAAGUGGAGACAAACCAGUUCUACAGCUUCUUCCUGCCACAACUCAAGAUGGAUGGCUACGACGGCAUCUUCUCACCCAAGUCGCGUGCCAAGACCAUGACAGAGAACGAACGCAAGUUCGUCGACGGCUGCGCCAUCUUCUACCGCACUGCCAAAUUUACCUUGAUAAAGGAGCACUUGGUGGAAUUCACGCAGCUGGCGAUGGCCAAUGCGGAGGGCUCAGACAACAUGCUGAACCGUGUCAUGCCAAAAGACAACAUUGGACUAGCAGCCCUUCUGCACACCAAGGAGGCUGCCUGGGACAAUGGUUUACCACCAGACCCCAGUCAGUUCCAUCAGCCUAUAUUAGUAUGCACAGCCCACAUACAUUGGGAUCCUGAAUUUUGUGAUGUAAAGUUGAUCCAGACAAUGAUGUUGUCAAAUGAACUCCGCAGUAUCCUGGAGGAUGCCAGCCACAGCUUCAGGCCUGGACACAAACCUGAUCCAAGCAGCAUACAGUUACUGUUGUGUGGAGAUUUUAACUCUCUUCCAGACUCUGGUGUGAUUGAAUUCCUGACAUCUGGAAGAGUUCCUGCUGAUCACAAGGAUUUCAAGUCACUUGCAUACAAAGCUUGCCUGCAGAAGAUUUCUGGCUGUGAAAAACCAAAUGAAUUCACACAUUCCUUCAAACUUGCUUCCGCAUACAGUGAAGAUAUUAUGCCCUUUACAAAUUACACGUUUGAUUUCAAAGGAAUCAUUGACUACAUUUUCUACUCGAAGCAGAGCAUGACACCGUUGGGCCUGCUUGGUCCUCUUGCUCCUGAGUGGUUGAGAGACAACAAGGUCGUUGGUUGUCCACAUCCACAUGUACCAUCAGAUCACUUUCCACUGCUGGUGGAGCUCGAGAUGAUCCCAACUGUGCCUCCCUCAUCAAACGGCCUGAUCUCGCACAGGUAGCAGCAGCCCAGAGUGGUUCCUGCAGGAAGCACUGCCAGUUUGCGGAAGCAACCCCAGAGACUGUGAACCCGUCUUUCAUCUCAUGCUGCCCACAAAGCUGGAAUGAGGCAGCUUUACUUUUAUUGAGCAAGGCAACUCCUUAGGCUGCCAUAUUUUUGAAACUUUAGUUUUAACGUAGAUUCAGUUGACAUUGGCAUGGAAUGUUUGCUACAACCACAAUUCAUUAUAAUUAGAUAUAGUGCCCUUCCAUUCCUCAAAUGAGAUUUAAAUUUUCACUACUUCAAACACUGGUAAAGUGUUUUGUGUUCCCAAAAACUGCUUUGAUUGUUAUUUAAAAUAUAAUGUGUACUUUGGACCUUCGUGUUCAACUUCUGUCUGACACCUCUUUGUCUCUUACAGCUUCCAUUCACCUCAGUUUUCGUGAAGUAGUGUAACUUACCAAAGUUUCUUAUAUGUGCAGCCUUAAAUCAUCCGUCAUGUGAAAAUCAGUGUAGUAUAUGAUAGUAUUCAUACAGACAGAUUUUUUAGAGUUGUAUUUGAGAAUCUAUGUGGUUGCAUAGUUGAGAUGUAACUGUGACUGAGUCAUCAGAUGAAUAAAACCCUUUGGGUAUCAUGUUGCUCAUCUAUAGGAGGUUUUAAAAAUGAAUGUGGAUAUGUAAGGUGAAAUGGAAGUUUUUACAUAAACAGUGAUUUCAGUAAGUGUGAGAAUGAGUAUCCUAUGAAGUUUGUUUAAUUUGUAAACCACAGAAUUAACAAGCAUUAUACCUAUCCUCCCAUGUCCUGUUCCUCUAUCCACACCCCUCCACCACUGCCCCCUUUUAAUGUUGCUUGUCUGUUGUCUAAAAGUUUGCUUUGAGCUUGUGCAAUAGUGGUUGACAUUGAAGAUGACUUUCCUUGAUGUCAGCUAAUUAGCACUUUGGCAGGUAUAAGUUGAGUCUUGUUUUAUAAACAGUGUUAUUGUAGUAUGAUGUGUCCAAUUAAAUUUUUCAUUUCAUUUUACAUUUCAGUGAGCAAUGUUUUAUGUACAUUUUUUGUGUAAUGAGAGAUAAUGUCACAGUUAUUUUUAGAUGGCUUUAUUCCUUUUAAGUUUGCAUAUUUGAUAUUUAUGCUACAGUGUUGACUGUGAAGUAUGUGCUUCCUAAUUUAUUAAUUUGAUAAAGCAUAGGCAUUGAAUAUGUCUUAAUAGGAAAUAUUAGAUACUGUGACAUUUACUCUCUGUAUGCCUGCAGCAUGAGCACAAAGUAUAUAUUGUAUUAUUAAAUUUUAGUUUGAUCUCAGUGUACUAAAGACAGAUACAAUGAGUUGCUAUGAAUGUUGGAACUAUUUUAUGCUUGUUUAGGUUAUUAGAGAUAAAUUAUUACUUUUGUCAUGUUUACGUUCUCAUGAAAUGUAAAUUUGAUUACUUAAUGGAUCCACCAUCACAGGAAACAUUUUUCACCUAACAUAUCAAUAAAUGUGUCGGCUGAAGGCAAGUUGGUGAUGAAAGAAACUUUGUAUGAUGUAUCUUGCAACUGUAUAUCAUUAAUGAUUAUGGCAGUUACAAAGCAGAUUGAAGUUAAUUUUUCUAUUUUGAAUAUAAAUUUCUGGAAUGAUGUCAAUAGUUAUGACAAAACAUGUACACUAUGUCACAUUGUAUUGGGAUAACAGUUUUGUAUACAAUUUAAUUUUUGAAGUUUUUCUUAUGUUUACAUUAAUGUCAUAUGUAUAAUGAAGUGAAUGUUUGUUUGAGCAUUGUCCAACAGUGUCUUUGCAUGACUUUCUUUGUUUGGAAAGUAUUUGUUAAAAUCCAUAGUAUCUGUAGUGUGAACAUCCCAUACGGAACUGUUUACUUACUGUAUACAUUUUUAUGGGGUAUUCACUGUGUGUUCUGAUACUAACUGGCCAAGAAUGCUUAUGAUGAUAAAUGUUCUACGAAUUGCAAAAAGAAAGAAAAAAAGAAUUGAUGAUAUUUUUGUGUCGGGGACCAUCAUUCUAUUCAACGAGUGUUCACUGAAAGAUAAAAGUUACUCCACAUUUCCCUCUUAGUUCUGCAAGAAUGUGCUUGAAAUUCAUAUUUUUGGACACAUUCUUUUUACUGUACAAUAUUUUUUAGUGAUUUAAGGUGCUUGAUGUACAAAAGUUUUUAAAUUAAGGAUUUUUAUUAAUUUCAAAAUAUUUGUUUUAUUGUUUCUUUUACAUUGACAUUACUUUUCCUGUAACAUUGUACCAAAACAUUUAUUAAUAUGAUGUUUUAUAUUCCAGAAUUUUUGUCACAGUAAAAAGUUAUUGUGAGAUUACAACUACUUAGGAUUAUUUUUAUGUAGUCAUGUAAUAAAAAACCAGUAUUUGUUAAUUAAGGUGAAUGGAGUGAUGAUUGGAAAAAUAGUUCAUUGCUACAUUAUGUUGUCAGAUAAAGUAUCUUCUUACACUAGUGCUCCACAAAAAGUUGUAAAUACAUUAUGACAAAACUGUAGGGAAGAUGUCUGAUACUGUGUUCCAGAACACAGUGUUAUGUUAUCUUUAUUCCUUUUCUCAGGCUGUGUUUAUUAAGUAGUAUCUGCUGAUGGUUUUGUUCACCAUCAUAAAAGAAUGUGAUAUUCAUUUACAUUUUAUCAACUACAGAAGUAACUUUGACCUCCCCCACCCACCCCACCCCACCCUCGCCCACCCCAAAUUCCAUCCCCCAAAUCCCAAAUUCCACCCUAACCCAUCCCCCAUCUCCUUCAUCACCUUUUUUUCUAAUUUGUGUUGAGUCAACAGUCAUAGAUUUGUGCAGCACAUUAAAUCAAACUGUCAUGCAGAGUUUUUAUAUUAGUUAUUUGAAAGCUCUCAUUAAAUUAGAUUAUAGUUCAACAUGAAGUAUUUUUCCAGUCUUACCAGAGAAUUGUAUGUGUGCUGCCUUUCAUUAUCAAAUAGUGAAUUAUUUUAAGCUUAGAACUUAAAUUUAGUGAUCUUCAGAGAGGAUACAGUUAGAAAAGCCUUAUACCUCUAUAAAUGUCUUACUCUUAAGAGUGCUACUGAGUUACCAUAGAUUACUGCCUCUGCUAGACCUGCUUGCUUGUCUGGAUCAAAUCUUUGGUAUUCAUUCACAUUUGCUGUAAGUAUGUUGGAUACUUACAGCACAGGGCAUUUGUGAAAGACUCUUAGAAAAUGUAGUACUGAUAACAACAUAGAAACCCUAAAUAUUUAAUUUCACUGUGUCUACCUAUGUGAAUCCUUCACAUGUAGGCCACAGUGUGGUAAGAACUCUUAUUUGCAGGCUUAGAUCUGGUCCGUGUGCUUCUAUGUAUUUUUUCAGUAUGAUAGUAUUUAUAGAUCACUUUCAGUAGGGCAUCCUGAAAAUGAUGAAAAUUUGAAUGUUUAAGAAAAGACACGGCCCCAUGUGCAAUUUGCUUUGUGGAUGUAGAAAUUCCUGUUUCACCUUGACCAGAACCGAAAGGAUUGUUGACAUCUGAGGAAGACAAAAAAGCACUCAGUUUUGUUGAAUACACAUUAGACUGGUGCUGCAGCCAUCUCCUCAGAUCCCUAAUAGCAGUAGGAAUCUCACGCAUUUGCAGAAAGUUUGCUAAUGAAGGGGCUUUACAGUAAUAUUAAUGUAAGCCUGUUUUCCUAAUGACAUGAGGUAAUUGACACAGUUUUUUUUUUUAAUCGCCCCUUGCUCCUAAGUAUUGCUCUUAGAACAGCAUUUAUGCCCCACUUACCAUUUUUCACAACUCCACACAGCACUGCCUUCAUUUAACGUGUGAUAUUUUGUUCAAUCUUGAAUUUCUGAUGUAUCAGGUCUGCAGGCAGAGCAUAACAAGUAAGAAUUCCAACAAAGAAUAGACUGCUGAGUUUUAUUAGCCCAAGAUUACAUCAGUUUUCAUGUUUUAUAAAACUGUUAUUUUUGUGUUAAGACCACAUAGUGACAUUAAUAGUGCAUGAAUUGAGAGAGCAGGACAGUAGUUGAAAAGGCUAAUGAUACACUAUGUGUUACAAAGAAACAAAUUUUCUCACCGCCUUUUAAUAUUCAUACAAAUAAAAUAUUACAUUUGCAAGAACUGGUAAAUUACUUUAUUCUUGUUUGAUAGUGGGAAACAAUUUUGUAUAUGUGUGUUUGCAUCAACUGAAAUAGAAGAGCAGAAAUAAAUAUGUGUGAUCAGCAGCACUCAGUACUUAGUAUACUACAUUGUUUGUUUUUAUUGAGUGUGUGCAGUCAAAAGUGCUUUCAUAUGUGGUAUUAAUUCAUAGGACAGAUUUUGUAUUAGUAGGUAAGGGUAGUGUGAUAUGUUAGAACUUAAUACAAUUUUAAAUUUCUGUGAUAAGUUUUUCCCUGUGGGUAUUAGAGCCAGUCAGCUCAAAAUAUUCUUUGUCUCUCAUAUGAACAGUGGAAAUGUGUGCCUGUAUGCUAUUGAGAUCAAAUGUUAUUUUUAAUUACCAAUCUGAGAUACAAAGACAUGUUGAAAAGUCACUGUAAAUUUUAGGGAAGUGGUUGUUUCAUGCUUAAGGUGUAAUAUAGUUUAUCUUUGUCAUAAAAUAGAUAGCUAUCACCUGACAUGUACAGAAGGGAGUGACAUAAAUUACUGGUAUAGAUUGUAGAGUACAUUACCUGAGUUUUCCCAUGUAUGAAUGUCCUUGCUGAAGCAGUGGAUGGGGUGGAAAAAAGAAAUGUGUUUGUUGCAAUAGUCACACAAAGCCUUUGUGGAAUACACACAUUUAUGCCUUUUCUUUGUGACCAUUCCUUUAUUGUGUAAAAAAAAUCAAAGAUUUUAGAGCACAAUAGUCUUCCUUGAUGUGUUGUGAUCUACUAUCAUUCACCUCGUUAUGUUCUAGGUGACUGAUGACAUAUUCUCCUUUUUUCCUCCAUUGUGCUUACUUAAUCACAAAUUUCCCGUGACAAUAGUGUAGGACUGAUGUACAUAAUGAGUAUUUACAAGAACAAUAACAAAGUUAAAAAUAGUACUUUAAAAUCUAUUUUUUCUUUUGUUUUAUAUGUGCAAUUUUGAAAUGUAAACUACUUAUUGUACAGAUCAAAUUCUGAAUGCAUAUAAACAUUUCUCACAUAACAUGUCUUGUGUAUAAAACAACUGCUUCCCCUAGCUACUUAAUGUCAAAUAAUUGCUGUUUAUUUUCAGAUCACUGUCCAUCGCAGCCCCCAUAUCACUACUCAUUUUCCUGCUACUAAUCAUUUUUGUUUGUAAGUCACAUAAAAGAUAAGUACUAAAAGCAUUGUACUUUAUAAUAGUUGAAAAAUCUAAAAAGUAAAAUAUUUUAUUUUCAA